Molecule: messenger RNA, 4215 nt
Organism: Sardina pilchardus (European sardine)
Lineage: Eukaryota; Metazoa; Chordata; Actinopteri; Clupeiformes; Clupeidae
Product: NACHT, LRR and PYD domains-containing protein 12-like
Exons: 11
Coding region: 137-3991 (1284 amino acids)
Biological process (GO): intracellular signal transduction; cell surface receptor signaling pathway
Molecular function (GO): protein binding
Source: RefSeq, a predicted model, not a curated record
UAUCAAAAUUACCAUCAAGGGGAAAGAAGUUUCAAACCACGCAAGGAAGUUUGCGUCUGAUCUCUCCAAAGUGUCUCACGGCAUUCAACACUAAAGUUUUGCUUCUCAUCGAAAACGUCAAGACUCAGGACGUGCAAUGGCAGUUGCUGGAGUUGGGACUGCCGUCAAAGUUGUUUUUUCGGUUGCCAAGACAUUGCACAGCCAACUGCAGAAAGCAAAGAGAAACAAGGAUAGCUUUGAGAAACUUGCAACAGAUGUGAAGGAUGUGACCGAGGUGCUACAGACUGUGACGAUCCAGGGCGUAGACGAAGGUGUGGUGAAGAAAGGACUAGAGACGUUUGAACGUGCUUUGGAAUCCGCCGAGAAACUCCUGCAAAAGUAUGGCCUCAGCAACAGGUUCAUGUAUUGUGUUAGAGCAGGAAGUUGGGAAUAUCGUUUUGACAUGGUGAUUGAUGAGCUGCGUGACGCUAAACAGCAACUAACCCUUUGCCUCCUGGUGGAACAAAGAGGGCAACAUCAGCCGGAUGAGAGGGAUGAAGACGCCAGAGCUCAUGCAGCUCUACAGAAAGCACUUGGGGAACACAAGAGCAGUAUGCAGAAGCGGUUUGGGUGCAUAUGCGAAGGACUAGAAGAGAGAAGUACUAAAACUCCACUCAACAAGAUCUACACCCAGCUCUACAUCACCGAAGGGGAGAGUGACGAUGUGAAUAACGAGCAUGAAAUUAUACAGAUUGAUAAGCUGUCCCGAAACACACCUGAGACUCCCAUCGACUGUAACGACAUCUUCAAGGCUUUACCUGGACAAGACAGACAUAUCAGGACUGUGAUGACCAAGGGCAUUGCUGGCAUUGGAAAGACAGUGUCCGUGCAUAAGUUCAUUCUCGACUGGGCAGAUGGAGAAGCUAACCAUGAAAUCCAGCUGCUCCUUUUUCUUCCUUUCAGAGAGCUGAACUUGCUCAAAGAUGACAAGUUCACUCUUCACAAUCUCCUGCUGAAGUUCUACCCAGAACUGGGAGCAGUGAGUGGGACAUGUUACCAUGACUUGCAGGUGGUGUUCAUCUUUGAUGGCAUAGAUGAAAGUAGACUUCCGUUGAGCUUUAAGACCAACAAACCUGUGGGUGACCUCAUGGAGACCGCAACACUGGAUGUGCUGGUCACCAACCUCAUCAAGGGAAACCUGCUCCGUAGCGCCCUCAUAUGGAUGACAUCACGGCCUGCAGCCGCUGGUCAAAUCCCCUGUGAGUAUGUUGACCGCGUCACGGAAGUGCGUGGGUUUGCAAACAAACAAAAGGAGGAGUACUUCAUGAAUAGGAUUGAUGAUCAGGAUCGAGCUCGGGAAAUCAUCAGUUACAUCAAGACCAAACGGAGCCUCUACAUCAUGUGCCAUAUCCCAGUUUUCUGUUACAUUGCAGCAACGGUCCUGCCGGAAAUGUUGGGUCAGUACAGUGCAGAAACACCUUCAACUCUUACAGAAAUGUACAUUUACUUUCUGAUCAUACAGCUUGACAAGAAGAAACAAAAAUAUGAUGGUGUGAAACCAGAGAGAAACAACAUCCUGGAGGCAAACCGGGAUGCCAUCUUAAAAUUGGCAGAGCUGGCUUUUAAAAAUCUUGAGAAGGACACAAUCCUGUUUGAUGAUGAUGGUCUGAAUGAGUGUGGCAUUAACUUGGAUGAAGCAUCUGUGCAUUCCGGUUUCUGUACAGAAAUUCUGAGGGAAGAACAUAAGUUUGCUUUUAGGAAGUUCUACUGCUUUGUGCAUCUGAGCCUUCAGGAGUUCCUGGCUGCUUUAUUUGUUUUUGUCUCUUUCCUGAAUGAUGACAUGGCAGCACUGAAAACCUUUCUGAAGGCAAAACCCAAAAAGGUGUUCCUCUACCUCUUGCUGAAGAGUGCUGUAGAGAAGUCUCUGCAGAGCAAAAACGGACGCUGGGAUCUUUUCUUGCGCUUCCUUCUGGGCAUCUCGCUCGAGUCCAGUCAGAAACUCCUCGGAGGCCUGCUGACACGUCCGUUAACAGAGAACAGGGAGGAGAACUCCAAAAGCCUCAAAUUAAUCAUCAAACACUUAAAAGGCAUAGAAGGAAAAGACAUCUCCCCUGAUCGAUUCAUCAACCUCAUCAACUGCCUUUUUGAAAUGAAGGACCACUCACUGCAGAAAGACUUGAGUUUCAUUACCUAUGAGAAACGACCAGAAACAGAACUCUCACCAGCCCACUGUUCAGCCUUAGCAGAUGCCUUUCUGAAAUUAGAGGAUGUUUUGGACGAGUUUGAUACUGACAAAUACAACACAACGGACGACGGACGCCAAAGACUUGUUCCUGUUGUGAAAUGGUGCAGAAAAGUGUGGCUUACAGAUUGCAAAUUGAAGGAGGAGUCUUGUGAGAUUAUAGCCUCAGUCCUGCAGUCAGCAUCAUCCCACCUGAGAGAGCUACACCUGGAUGGUAGCACCAUGCCAGACUCCGGAACGAAGGCCAUCUUCUCCUCCCUAACAAGCCCCAGCUGUAUGUUGGAGAGACUAAGCCUUGUCUACUGUGCACGUACCGACAACGACAUGUUUGAGCACCUGGGUUCCUCCCUUGAGUCGUUGAGACAAGACUCCCGGCUGGAGGAUCUGGAUCUGAAUUGCUGCCGCAAGGACAACAUAAAGAUUUUAACAGCCGGACUGAAGAAUCCCCACUGCAAAGUCAAGAGAUUGAGCCUGAGAGAGUGCCAUCUUUCUUUGAGUCACUGUGAGGAUUUGGCCUCCAUUCUCUGCUCCUCGGCCUCCAGCCUGAAGGAGCUGGACCUGAGAAACAACAACCUGCAGGACUCAGGAGUGGAGCUGCUCUCCUCUGGACUACAGAGCCCACAGUGUACACUGGAGAUACUGAGACUGUCAGCCUCCGAGAUCACUGAGGCGUCCUGGAGGUGUUUAACGUCGGUCUUCCAGGGGGAACUGGACCUGAGUGAGAACAGGCUGCUGAUGUCAGAGCUGGAGCAGCUGUCAGCAGCACUGAGGAGUCCAGACUGCAGAGUGAACACACUCAGGCUGAAGCAGUGCUUUCUGAAGGAUGACCACUGUAGGGUUUUGGCUUCAGUCCUCAGUUCAGAUGGAUCCCACCUGAAGGAGCUGGACCUGAGUGACAACGACCUGCAGGACUCAGGAGUGGAGCUGCUCUCCUCUGGACUACAGAGCUCACAAUGUACACUGAAGAUACUGAGGUUGUCAUUCUGUGGCGUGACUGAGAAAGCCUGUGAGUUUCUGGCUUCUGCUCUGAGUGCAAACCCCUCCUACCUGAGAGAGCUGGACCUGAGCUACAAUCACCCAGGAGAGGCCGGAGUCAAGCUGCUCUCUGACAGAAAAGACGACCCUGACUGCAAACUGGACACACUCAGUGUUGAUCAUGAUGCAGAGUGUUGGAUGAAGUCGGGACUGAAGAAAUACGCCUGUGAGCUCACACUGGACCCUAACACAGCCCACCGUGAGAUUUCUCUCUCUGAGAAUCAGAAGAUGCUGAUUGUUUCUGAAAAGGACUGUGCCGACCACCCGGACAGGAUUAAGAGCUGUGAACAAGUGCUGUCUGUAGAAAAGCUGACUGGACGCUGCUACUGGGAGGUCGAGUGGAACGGCUUAUCGGUCUACUUUGGAGCGGCAUACAGGAAACGAGGGAUGAAGGAGAGAGACUGUCGUCUGGGACUCAGCAACACGUCCUGGGGCCUACUGUGUCAGGAUUUGACCACAUCUGUCAGGAUAGACAAGCAGAGCUACACUGCCUGCCAUGACAGUAAGGCCUCCACCAAAGUUUCCCUUCCAUUUUACUCCGACAGAGUGGGAGUGUUUCUGGACAGGGAGGCCGGCUCUCUGUCCUUCUACAGCGUCUCCUCUGACACACUCACCCACCUGCACACGUUCCACCAUGAAUUCACUGAGGACCUCUAUGCAGGGUUUGGCUUUGUGUCUUCUCUGACAACGUUUAUAGAUCCCAGUUCAGUUACCAUUUCCCUCUGUCAGGUGUGAGGGGUGUUUAACACACUGCUGCCAUCUACUGGCAGUAUAAAAAAACAACAGACAACAGACUAAAAUGGGUAGUUUCACGAUCAAUAUCCACAUGUAUGGCUAUGUGUGCUACACACAUUUACUGUUACUGUCACUGGUAACUCUGUGGUUAACUAUUGCCUACUUGCAAUAUCAUUUUCUUUACAUAAUGUUUAUAACGACAGUCUCAAUAAACCAAAUAAACA